AUGAUUGGUCUCAGUGGCUUUCGCCGGAGAAGGGAUUUGGGACCUGGGCCCACUCGCUUGCGGGAUCCACUGCCACUGAAAAGCGCGGGAGAUUGCCGGCCGGCCGGCCGGCCGGUCUGAUAAUCUUCCGUCAGACGAAGUAUCGAGGCGGGAGCGUUCGCUCCCUCCCUUUCUCUUCAGUCUUCCCCCCUUUUCUCUCUGCUUCGGAUGCUUGGCUCGUUAGUCGAGACGGAGAGAGAUAAAGGCAAAGGCCAAAAAAGAGCGUGCCUAGGUAAUCGCAAAAAUUUUGACUGCCCGUUUCUUUUCCGGCGACCUGGGUCUCCUUGCCAUCGGGAAUUGGAGCUCUGUUUCUCUUUCUCCGUUUUCUCAUGAUCCAUUCAUGCUUGCUCGAUCGCCGGAGGAGCGAGGGGAGCUCCGAUUGGACGAGAUUCUGGAACGGAGGCGCGUGUUCUGGGGGUCCGCACGUUGUUUUCUCCGGAGAUCUUCUGGAAAUUUAGCGCUUUGAGGGCGCAGGUUAUCUACGGUUGCCUGAGAGACGAGCAGAUGGACGGUGUAGGGCGGGAGGAAGUCGGGAUCGUGGAGGCAGCGUGACUUUGAAUAGGAUCCGGUGCGGGGCGAAGAGACGAUCGGGUCAUCAUCAUGACGCAUUUCGCGAAGCUCGACGAUUCUCCGAUGUUUCGGAAUCAGAUUCAGUUGAUGGAAGAAAGUGCGGAAGCAUUGAGAGAAAGAAGUCUGAAGUUCUACAAAGGAUGUCGCAAAUACACUGAAGGACUUGGUGAAGGAUAUGAUGGGGACAUUGCUUUUGCAAGCGCUCUUGAGAUGUUUGGAGGAGGCCACAAUGAUCCCGUUAGUAUUGCUUUUGGAGGCCCUGCUAUGACUAAAUUUACCAUUGCAUUGAGGGAAAUUGGCACCUACAAGGAGGUUCUACGUUCCCAGGUUGAGCAUGUACUUAAUGAUAGGUUACUGCAAUUUGUAAAUAUCAAUUUGCAGGAUGUCAAGGAAGCACGAAAGCACUUUGAUAAGGCAAGCCUCAUUUAUGACCAGACACGAGAGAAGUUUUUGUCAAUGAGGAAGAGUACCAAGAUUGAUAUUGUUGCUGUUGCAGAGGAGAUGUAUUCCAGGAACUUCACAGUGCAAGAGCUUCUUUUGAACAGGCUCGCUUCAAUCUUGUAUAUCACUGCUUUAUCAAAUGUGGAAUCAAAGAAAAGGUUUGAGUUCUUGGAGGCUGUUAGUGGAACAAUGGAAGCUCAUCUUCGCUAUUUUAAGCAAGGUUAUGAGUUGCUGCACCAAAUGGAGCCUUAUAUCCAUCAGGUGUUGAUUUAUGCACAACAGUCAAGAGAAAGAUCCAAUUAUGAUCAGGCAGUUCUUGCCGAGAGAAUGCAGGAAUACAAAAGACAAAUAGAUCGUGAAAAUAGGUGGUCUUCUAAUGGCUCUCAUGGUUCUCCUUCAAGGGACAGAAUACAAACCAUUGGUAGAAGUUCACAUAAGAUGAUAGAGGCAGUCAUGCAAUCAGCUGUAAAGGGAAAGGUACAAACUAUCCGGCAAGGAUAUCUUUCAAAACGUUCGUCAAACCUGAGAGGUGAUUGGAAGAGGAGAUUCUUUGUCCUUGACAGCCGAGGAAUGUUAUAUUAUUAUCGCACGCAGUGUGGAAGGCCAUCAGGAGGUGGAAGCCAAAAUUCGAGAAGGGGUUAUAGUUCCUCAGAGCAUGGUUCUGGCUUGUUGGGCAGAUGGCUUUCAUCCCGCUACCAUGUUGGUGUGCACGAUGAGAAGUCUGUUCCACAUCAUACUGUUAAUCUGCUCACAUCCACAAUUAAGGUUGAUGCAGAACAAUCAGAUCUUCGCUUCUGCUUUAGGAUUAUUUCUCCAUCAAAGAACUACACAUUACAGGCAGAGAGUGCACUGGAUCAAAUGGAUUGGAUUGAAAAGAUAACUGGAGUAAUUGCAUCAUUACUUAGUUUCCAAUCGCCUGAGUUGGGACUGCCUUCUAGCCCAAUGGGAAGCGGCCAUCGUCAUACUGCUAGUGAAAGCAGUUCUUUAGAAAUCUCUUCUGAUGCUGAUGAGGCAGCAUUGGGGAACUCUACUUCAGACAGGAACUUGAUUACAGGAAAUCAUGAACAUUCAACUAGAAGCAUACAGCAGCACAGGUCCAGCAUGAAACACGAGAAGCCCAUUGAAGUGCUGAGGAGAGUUGAUGGCAAUGACAAAUGUGCAGAUUGUGGGGCUCCUGAGCCAGAUUGGGCCUCUCUGAACCUUGGCAUUCUCCUUUGCAUUGAAUGCUCUGGUGUCCACCGUAAUCUUGGUGUACAUAUAUCAAAGGUCAGGUCUCUAACACUUGAUGUCAAGGUAUGGGAGUUUUCUGUAAUCAAUUUAUUCCAGACACUUGGUAAUACAUAUGCUAACUCAAUUUGGGAGAAGCAGUUGCAUUUCACCAAUAAAUCGAGUUCAGGUGAUGCUGACAUGAGCUCUAGUGAAUCUGUGAAGAACCACCACCCAAUCCUUAUGAGCAAACCUGCUUCUAGUGAUUCAAUUUCAGCAAAGGAAAAGUAUAUUCAAUCGAAGUAUGCAGAAAAGCUUUUUGUUCAAAGUCCGAACUCAAGUCAGAACCUUGUAUCUGUAGCUCAACAGAUGUGGGACAGUGUUCGUGCCAACAACAAGCAAACUGUGUAUCGCCUCAUUGUGGAUUCAAAUGCUAAUAUAAAUGUUGUAUAUGGGAAGGGAUCAAUUAGUUCAGUCCCGACUAUAGCAAAUGCUAUGCUUUUGCACGACCAACAUAAUUUACGGCAUGAUUGUGGAACUCCAUAUGCAGAAUGGGAUGCUGCUAAUAAGUUAGUGGCAGUAGAGUCCUCAUCCAGGCCGACAACCUGGGGAACCUCUUGCUUUCACGCUGAGCGGGGACUGUCCAUAAGUAAUAUGAGCUCUAUGGGUACAACUGAGAACAGCGGUGAGCUGGAUGAAGAUCUUGAAGGCUGCUCCCUCCUCCACUUGGCAUGCCACACUGCAGAUGUUGGCAUGAUAGAGCUUCUCCUGCAAUAUGGUGCUAAAAUAAAUGCGUCUGAUGCUAAAUGUCGAACACCUCUUCACCAUAGCAUUCUUAAAGGCCAUAAUGCAAUUGCAAAGUUGCUUGUUUCUAGAGGGGCCGAUACUUUGGCUGUUGAUGGAGAUGGGAAGUCCCCGCUUCAGUUAGGUAUGGAUGCAGGAACCAUCAACGAAGAAGAGCUUUUCAUUCUUUUAUCUGAUAUGAUGAACAGAUGACUUGAGGGCACCGAACAGAGCGAAUUUCUUCUGUAUGAUUAAGGGCCUGUGCCAGUUCAUUCCAGGAUGAGGUGAGACUCGUGGUCAUUAAUUUAAAAUCAGUUGCUCAUGGUUACUUAUCAGGAAAAAGCAGUUGUUUUCGUGCGUCAGUUAUGUAUAUAUCCGACUAAAGCGGUAGCCACUACGGGUGCCUUGAGCCUGUUGUCAAUUGUCAUGGGUGCAGUCGUGAAGUUUGUGAUCAUGCCCCACCAUCACCUGUCCAGUUACUUUGGCUUGCGUUUUCAGUUAUGGACUGCUCUCCCCCUGUAGCCUAGUACUGUUGUCGGUGCUCCCACCUGUAUCUUCUUCACAGAUGGAUCAUUAUUGUGCAUAAUUUUUAUUGUAAACUGACUUCUGCUGAAAUCCUCGAUGGAAGAGUGCUAUUGGUCUUUGUUGUAUCAUUCUCUUAAUGUAUAAAGUAAAAACCCUUCCUGUUCGUAA
This is a messenger RNA of Nymphaea colorata (pocket water lily), 3732 nucleotides long. RefSeq names its product ADP-ribosylation factor GTPase-activating protein AGD3-like. The coding region runs from base 640 to 3252 and encodes 870 amino acids. Gene Ontology annotation, molecular function: protein binding; GTPase activator activity. Lineage: Eukaryota; Viridiplantae; Streptophyta; Magnoliopsida; Nymphaeales; Nymphaeaceae. Gene Ontology annotation, cellular component: cytoplasm. The record is from RefSeq and is a predicted model, not a curated record. The transcript is spliced from 19 exons.